AUGGGACUAGUGGUACUGGUCCUAGCCAGUGUUGCCGUCCACGUGUGUAGAUCAGCCCAAGCCAAAGGAAGUAUGUCCAUGACGCCCAUGGAUAAUGCUAGAAGUGAGUCAUCUAAGUUUUUUCAAAAUUAAAAAUUUUUUUGGUUUUCUUGUUUUUUAAAUAAGUCAAAAUGGCCUGUAAAAGUUUGGUUGUGGAAAUGUAUUAGCCUUUUAAAAGAUUUUUCAAGUUUUAACGUGCCCUAAAGGGCUGAUAGAAAAGCUGAAAAGAGGGGAAGGUAUACCUGUAAAGAAGCCAUACCGAGCUUAAUUUUGUAACCGGUCCUCUUCAAACUCGACAAUUUCUCCCGGCCCGGCCCCUUUACAGGUCUAGUUCAGUUUACAAGAAGCCAAAUUGGGAUAGUGUUCAAGCUUUACAACUUUUUUCUUUUUUGGUCAUAUACUACAAUAUUAUAGUAGAAAACUUUUAAAAAAUAAUUUAAAUGUAAUUAUUUUUUUAUUUGUAAGGUGAUUAUAUAUAGAACAUGAAAAAAAGAGCUUGCAACAUAAUGCCAAAUUUACCAAAUUGGCAAGAAUUUCCAAUAUUUUGUCUUUAAAACUCAAAACCGCAAGCUAAAAUUUACUAUGAGUCAUAUGUAUUAACAAAGAAGUUGCGUAAAUAACUGUAGACGAUGUUGAGAAGCGUAGGUGGAAUACUAUUCUUUAUUUAUCAGUUCAAUAGUAUUAAACUUAUUACCUAAUAACCUAUAUAACCCUUCUUCAGUUGACGACUCAGCCUUUGUGAAACAGUCCAUCCAACGGUUGUGGGACGAGCGGAAGAGGAUGGGAUACACGCCUUUAGUCCAGAUGAGGAUCCCAGGCUCUCCGGAGAUGGACUUCUACUUUAAGGACGAGUCGAGGGCGCGAACUGGCAAUCUGAAGCACAGGUUCGCUUGGUGCUUGUUCAUGUGGGCACUGAUCGAGGGUCACAUCAGUAGGAAUACCACCAUCUACGAAGCUUCUUCUGGGAAUACGGCUACUUGUGAAGCCUACUUCUCGAAACUUUUGGGGAUUCCAUUCGUGGCUGUGGUAAGUUUGGAGAGACAAUAUGGAGAGCCUGUAAACAAAGUUCCUUCGCUAUUUAAAAUUUUGUAAAAAAAUAAAAUGAAAUUUUAGAUACCAAAAAGUACGGAUCAGCAGAAGAUCGACAAGAUCGAGCAUUACGGUGGCGCUGUAAAGAAAGUUCCUUCCGAGCAGAUGUUCAAUGAAGCCGCCAAAGAAGCCCAGAAGAACGGUGGAUUCUACAUGAAUCAGUUCCAGAACGCUCAUCACGCUGAGGAAUAUCACGAAAGUAAGUAGUUGUAGUACGGGUUACUGUAAAUUCAUAUGCAUGGUGGGUACUGUAGUGUUAAUAUUAAGUGUUUUUUAGGUUACUGUAAGUUUGUACGCAUAUUGGAUAUUUUAACGUUAUUAUAAGGUUAUUGGGGUUACUGUAACAUCAAAAUCAUAUUAUAAGGUUUCUCGGGUUUACUGUAUAAUUUAAGCUUAAAAUACAGUAUAAAAAGUAAAAUAUUACUCAAUUGGACCUAAGGAUUCAAAAUUGUCAUACUACAGUACACUUUAUUAUAUUACCAUAACCAUUAUCAUACUCUUCUUCAGGUGCCAACAACGGUCUAGAGUCCGUGAACGUCUUCCACGAAGUCAUUCAACAGUUAAAAACCGUAGAUCGAAGUGCCCGACCAGUAUAUCCCGACUUCUUCGUACACUCAGCUGGUACUGGUGGUACUCUGUCAUCGGUCGGUCGAUAUGUACGAAAGUAUGGAGCCAAAACAAAGGUAGUCAUGUCGGACACGGAGUAUUCCAUCUACUUUGACUAUGUCAUCUUCGACAAGUUCACGAAUGAAAGUGGCAAGUCGUACUGGAAGACGCCGGGUAUGGCUGGUACUGGCUUUGGGUACUCUGGUCCUGCCAUCUUGGGAAAGACUACCAGGUAAGAAUGUCAUAUCUUAUGUUAUACUACCGUACCAUAUUCUACCCUACCCUACCCUACCUUAUCCUAUAGUAACCUAUUCUAACAUCACCACCUUUUCCAGUUUACUGCCCUCAGUAAUCGACCGCGCCUUCAAAGUGCCCGACCUAGCUUCGACCGCGGCCAUGCACGUACUCAAGAAGCUGGGUGUGAAUGGUGGUACCUCGACCGGCCUCAACUUUGUCACGACCUUGUCAUUGGCGGCACGACAACGCAAAAAGAACGCCAACACCAGAUUCCGCGUGGUAGCCAUCCUGGCGGACUCGUCGGCUCUAUAUGAAGAUACCUACUUCAACAAAGACUGGAUCGCCAAAAGCUUUAAAGAGCACGGUGGACUGCCCGUCUUCAAGUGCUGGACUAAGGUUGUGGAGCGAGCCUAUCGUAUGGGAAUCGACCCUCUUGUGGUGGGACAACAGAAGUGCAAUCCUGACAACUUUGAGCCUAACAAGCUUGUCUAUGUCUAA
Messenger RNA from Bursaphelenchus okinawaensis, 2469 nucleotides. Lineage: Eukaryota; Metazoa; Nematoda; Chromadorea; Rhabditida; Aphelenchoididae. The record is from the annotation of a GenBank genome assembly.